CUUUCUCUUAUCGACUAGUCUGCAUUUGGCCCUGUCCGAGGAGCUCACAGCCUUCACGACGCCGAGGAGCCGGGCUGCGACCUGCAAUUCAAAGUUCAUUUUUUUUUGUCGUUAAAAUAAAUUUAAAUAGAGUUUUAAAGGGUAAAAGCUUUAAAACAAAAAAGAAGAUGUUUAAGGUGAUCUUCUUGGCCGCUCUCACCGGCUUCACCUGGGCCAGUGAUGUGAUCGAUUACACGGAUGAUGAUUUCGAAAGCAGGAUUGGAGACCACGGAAUGGCUCUUGUGGAGUUCUUUGCCCCGUGGUGCGGCCAUUGUAAACGUCUCGCACCCGAGUACGAGGCAGCCGCCACGCGCCUGAAAGGCAUCGUCUCUCUGGCCAAGGUUGACUGCACAUCCAGCAGCAACAUAUGCAGCAAAUAUGGUGUCAGUGGCUACCCGACGCUGAAGAUCUUCAGGGAUGGAGAGGAAACUGGUCCCUAUGAGGGUCCCAGAACUGCAGACGGUAUUGUCAGUUUCCUGAAGAAGCAGGCUGGACCAGCUUCUGUGGAGCUCAAGACUGACGCGGACUUGACGAAGUAUACGUCGGAACAAGACGCAAGUGUUGUUGGGUUUUUCGCUGACGACAAGAGCACAGCACAGGUAGAGUUCAUGAAGGCCGCCAGCGCCUUGAGGGACAACUACCGCUUCGCCCACACCAACUCUGAGGCUCUCCUCCAGAGCCACGGCAUUGAUGGAGAGGGAAUUGUCCUUUUCCGCCCACCGAGACUCAACAACAAGUUUGAAGAAAGCUCGGUCAAAUACAGCGAGGACAAAUACACCAACAGCAAAAUCAAGAAGUUCAUCCAGGACAACAUCUUUGGAAUCUGCCCCCACAUGACUGACGACAACAAAGACCAGCUGCGGGGGAAAGAGCUGCUGGUGGCUUAUUAUGAUGUUGAUUAUGAGAAAAAUCCCAAAGGCUCCAACUACUGGAGGAACAGGGUGAUGAAGGUAGCCAAGGGCUUCCUCGAUCAGGGCAAGAAGCUGAACUUCGCCGUGGCCAGCAAGAGCGCGUUCAGCAACGAUGUGUCCGAGUUCGGCAUGGAUGGAAGCUCGGGAGAACUGCCUCUGGUGGCCAUCCGCACCGGCAAGGGAGACAAAUACGUCAUGACCGAGGAGUUCUCUCGAGACGGUAAAGCUCUGGAGCGGUUCCUGCAGGAUUACUUUGAUGGCAAGUUGAAGCGUUACCUCAAAUCCGAGCCUGUCCCAGAAAACAACGAUGGGCCCGUCAAGGUCGUCGUGGCUGAAAACUUCGACUCCAUCGUGAACGACGACGGCAAAGACGUGCUGGUCGAGUUCUACGCUCCAUGGUGCGGACACUGCAAGAGCCUGGAGCCCAAACUCCAAGAGCUGGGAGAGAAGCUCUCCGGUGAUCCCAACGUUGUCAUUGCCAAGAUGGACGCCACAGCAAACGAUGUGCCAACUCCAUAUGAAGUCAGCGGGUUCCCCACUCUGUACUUUGUGCCAGCCGGACGUAAGAUGAGCCCAAAGAAAUACGAGGGAGGCCGCGAGGUGAGCGACUUUGUCUCCUACCUGAAGAGGGAGGCCUCCAACCCGCUGGUGGUGGAGGAGACCAAGAAGGACGUCGACAAAGACAAGACCGAGCUAUAAAAGCUCAUGACAGGAACUCGACAUCCCCACCACAACAGGAGGAGGAUUGGGGGAAUCAUGCAAAGAAAGAACUAAAUUAUCAUCCACUCUUAGUGAACUACCGAAUGCUCUGAGGCCAAGUCGAAAAAGACGCGGCCCUCCCUUUAGGUCCUCCGCUGCUCUGGGAAAUCUGUGGAAGGUGGUGGACAGGGCCUGCCCGAUGUUUAAAAACAAAAACAAAUUUUUAGGGAAGAGGGGACCGCUUUUUGAAAAUUGAGAUUUUUAUUUCCCCUGGUCUGUCUACUACACCUCAGGCUGAUGCACUUUGGUUUGACUCCUGUCUCCAGUCAUCUGUCACUUUGGUUUUUGUUGUUAUCUUGGGGGAUAAUGGUAUUGGUGAAUUCCUAUUUUUUUUUUUUUUUUUUUUUUUUUUUCCUGUUUGUUUUUGUAACAUGUCUUUGUUUUUGUACAUUUGGAAGGAUUGUGAAAUAAA
Anarrhichthys ocellatus (wolf-eel) is the source of this 2121-nucleotide messenger RNA. It is a transcript of the gene pdia3, whose product is annotated as protein disulfide isomerase family A, member 3. Bases 168 to 1649 code for a protein of 493 amino acids. Lineage: Eukaryota; Metazoa; Chordata; Actinopteri; Perciformes; Anarhichadidae. Gene Ontology annotation, molecular function: protein disulfide isomerase activity. The transcript has 13 exons. The record is from RefSeq and is a predicted model, not a curated record. Gene Ontology annotation, biological process: protein folding; response to endoplasmic reticulum stress. Gene Ontology annotation, cellular component: endoplasmic reticulum; cell surface.